Messenger RNA from Peronospora matthiolae, 2457 nucleotides. The record is from the annotation of a GenBank genome assembly. Lineage: Eukaryota; Oomycota; Peronosporomycetes; Peronosporales; Peronosporaceae.
AUGAGCAGCUCCUCUAAAGGCGCGCAGAAGCCGCGGCCGAAGCGCAAGUCGCUCGCUGAAGACUACAACGGGUCCAUCGGCGAGGACCUCCUCGAGUACAUGGCGACAGACGAGGCAGCUGGUGGCGUCCAGCAGUCGGCGGACAGCGUCGGCGCCUCGAGUAACUUGUCCCGGCGGAUCCAGAACCGGCUCCAGAAGCUCAACGAGGUGGCGCAGCAAACCGCAGGCGGCGAAGGUUCGGCGGCUGGUGCGGCGGCUGGUGCUGGCUACUAUGACUUUUCCACGCUCGAGCUCAAGCCGGACCACGACGCGCGGCCGGUCUGGGUCUGUCCGAACGGCCGCCUGUUCCUCGAGGCCUUUUCGCCCAUUUACAAGCAAGCGUACGACUUCCUGGUCGCCAUUGCCGAGCCCGUGUCCCGCCCCGAGUUCGUGCACGAGUACAAGCUCACGCCGUACUCGCUGUAUGCCGCCGUGUCGGUCGCUAUUGAGACGGAGAGCAUCUUGAAAGUCCUGGAGCGACUGGCGAAGAACCGAGUGCCGCCGGGCAUUGUGGCGUUCAUUCAGGAGUGCACGCUCAGCUAUGGCAAGGCGAAGCUCGUGCUGCACCACAAUGAGUUCUACGUCGAGAGUCUGUACCCGGACGUGCUGCGGAAGUUGCUCGAACAUGAGCACAUUCGAGCGGCGCGGGUGAAGGAGGCGACCGAAGCUGUGGCGCCUGGGGCGAGUCAAGCAGAAGCUGCGAGUGAGUUUAUCCAGAAGGACGUUUCUGCAGAAGACCAGGCGAAUCUGCAGUACCAGAAGCUGCUGAACGAAGACUACACGAUGGCUGAUGACCAAGAGUCGGACAAAACAAUGGGCGCGCAGCAAAAGACGGUGCGCACAGUGUCGUUCAAGAUCCGGAAGAAGAUGGUGGAGCAAGUCAAGCGGGCCUGUCUGGAUUUGGACUACCCGCUCAUGGAAGAGUACGAUUUUCGUAAUGAUAAGAUGAUUCCAGACCUGGAGAUGGACCUAAAGCCGUCGACGCGCAUUCGUGAGUACCAGGAAAAGUCACUGAGCAAGAUGUUUGGUAACGGCCGGGCUCGAUCGGGUAUCAUUGUGCUGCCGUGCGGUGCAGGCAAGACACUUACGGGCGUCACAGCUGCUUCUACGAUCAAGAAGUCGUGUCUGUGCCUUUGUACGUCAGCUGUGUCUGUCGAACAGUGGACCGCACAGUUUAAGAUGUGGACAAACAUCUCGGAAAAGAAGAUUGCACGCUUCACCUCAGUUGCGAAGGACUAUAUCGAUCCUGACUCUGGAGUGAUUGUGACGACCUACACGAUGGUUGCUUUCGGCGGACGUCGCGCUCGCGCGUCAGAAGAGGUUAUGCAACUCAUUCAGGGUCGUGAGUGGGGAUGCAUUUUGCUGGAUGAGGUGCAUGUCGUGCCCGCUAAGAUGUUCCGCAAGGUUAUUGGCUCGAUUGCGUGUCAUUGCAAACUUGGCUUAACGGCCACCCUCGUGCGCGAGGACGAUCUGAUCGGCGACUUGAAUUUCCUGAUCGGCCCAAAGUUGUACGAAGCCAACUGGAUGGAUUUGACGCAAAGCGGGUUCCUAGCGAACGUAUCAUGCGUAGAAGUGUGGUGCCCCAUGGCUGGAGAAUUCUACCGCGAAUACCUGCGGGAGACAAAAAGUGCACGCAAGCGCGCGCUCCUCUAUGUUGCAAACCCGAACAAGUUCACUGCCGCCGAGUUCCUCAUCCAGUAUCACGAAGAGCGCGGUGACAAGAUAUUGCUCUUUUCCGACGAUGUGUUCGCGCUACGCCUCUACGCGACGAAGCUCAAUAAAGGCUACAUCUACGGUGGUACCGGAGAGCGUGAGCGCAUGCGUCUGUUGCAGUCUUUCCGAAGUUCGCCUCUGGUUAACGUCAUUUGCAUCUCGAAGGUUGGCGACACAUCCAUUGAUUUGCCAGAGGCAAAUGUGAUCAUACAAGUGUCGUCGCACUUUGGCUCGCGGCGACAGGAAGCACAACGCCUAGGGCGUAUUUUACGUCCCAAGGCCAAUGCUACCGGCGGAUUCAAUGCUUUCUUCUACACGCUCAUUUCCACGGACACGCAUGAGAUGUACUAUUCAAAUAAGCGGCAGCAGUAUCUCGUGGAUCAGGGCUACACGUUCAAGGUGGUGACUGAUCUGUUUGAACCAGGGUCAUUUGAGGGAGUGUUUACGCGAAAAGAGGAUCAGCGAGCGCUGUUAAAUGAGGUGCUUAGCGCUGAUGUCGAGAGCGCUGCCAAGGACGAGAAUGCCGCCAUCCGCGAUGACGAAGAUCUGUCGCGCCUGGAGCUCUCGGGUCUUGGUAGUAAGAAGAAGAAGAAGCUGGGGUCACUCGGGGCUCUCUCUGGUGCGGAUGGAACGAAGUACAUGGAAUACUCGGCUGGCCACGGUGCCAAGCAGCGCCACAAUCUUUUUCGUGAUCGAUACCGCUAG